Messenger RNA from Vanrija pseudolonga, 714 nucleotides. It is a transcript of the gene pcp, whose product is annotated as Pyrrolidone-carboxylate peptidase. Gene Ontology annotation, biological process: proteolysis. The record is from RefSeq and is a predicted model, not a curated record. Bases 1 to 714 code for a protein of 237 amino acids. Gene Ontology annotation, cellular component: cytosol. Gene Ontology annotation, molecular function: pyroglutamyl-peptidase activity. The transcript has a single exon. NCBI's taxonomy places the organism in Eukaryota, Fungi, Basidiomycota, Tremellomycetes, Trichosporonales, Trichosporonaceae.
AUGACAAGACUAGACGGCCCAGCAGCAGCAGCCGCAGCAGCGCGCGCGGCCGCCUCCGCGCGCCCCACGCCCGGCCCCGCGCCGAUCCUCAUAACCGGCUUCGAGCCCUUCGGGGGGGAGAGCACGAACCCGUCCUCGGCGGCGGCGGAGCGCGCCGUCGCCCUGCUGAACGACAGCGGCGUGCCGGCCGUAUUUCUCGAAGUGCCGUGCGUGUUCGCGACCGCCGGCAGCGUGGUGCAGGCCGAGGCGGAGCGCAUCGGCGCGCGCAUCGUCAUCUGUGCCGGGCUCGCGGGCAACCGCGCGCGCAUCUCGCUCGAGCGCAUUGCUAUCAACCUCAACGACGCCCGGAUCGAGGAUAACGCCGGCGCGCAGCCCGUCGACGAGGAGGUGCUUCCGGGCCUCCCGCUCGCCUUCGCCACCCGCCUGCCCGUCAAGCGUGCGCUGCGCGCGCUGAACGCUGCGCGCAUCCCCGCCGAGCUCUCCUUCUCCGCCGGCAGCUUCGUGUGCAACGCGCUCUUCUACUACACGCUCGCCAAGCUCCCCGUGGGCACGCCAACCGGGUUCGUCCACGUGCCCCUCGCGUCCGAGAUGGGCGUCGACAAGCAGGCGCGCGCGCUGGCCAUCGUCGCGCGCGAGACGGUCGCGGCGCUCGAGGAGUCCGCGGCGGCCGGGCGAGUCGUCGACUUCCGCUUCGCUGCUGGCGUUGAGAGCUAG